Molecule: messenger RNA, 389 nt
Organism: Anopheles marshallii
Lineage: Eukaryota; Metazoa; Arthropoda; Insecta; Diptera; Culicidae
Gene: RpS26
Product: 40S ribosomal protein S26
Exons: 3
Coding region: 1-387 (128 amino acids)
Biological process (GO): translation
Cellular component (GO): cytosolic small ribosomal subunit; ribosome
Molecular function (GO): mRNA binding; structural constituent of ribosome
Source: RefSeq, a predicted model, not a curated record
AUGGUGAUAGGAAAGCGUGCAAACCAAAGCUUGCUCUGGAAGACCAAGAAGAGGCGUAAUGGAGGACGCUGCAAGCACAACCGCGGCCAUGUGAAAGCCGUUCGUUGCACCAACUGCGCUCGCUGCGUGCCGAAGGAUAAGGCAAUCAAGAAGUUCGUCAUCCGCAACAUUGUGGAGGCUGCUGCAGUCCGCGACAUCUCUGACGCCUCGGUGUACAGCUCAUACGUACUGCCGAAACUGUAUGCUAAACUGCACUACUGCGUGUCGUGCGCUAUCCACUCGAAGGUUGUCCGUAACCGUUCGAAGGAGGCCCGUCGCAUCCGUACGCCACCGCAGCGAUCCUUCCCGAAGGACAUGAACCGACAGCAGAACGCUCAGCGAAAGUAAGC